Molecule: messenger RNA, 1706 nt
Organism: Rhagoletis zephyria (snowberry fruit fly)
Lineage: Eukaryota; Metazoa; Arthropoda; Insecta; Diptera; Tephritidae
Source: RefSeq, a predicted model, not a curated record
AUUGCCUGGUAUGACGACACCAAUCCGGACAAGGGUUUCCGCUACAUCUACCUGACCCCGGAGAACUACAAGCGAGUGGCCGACUCGGUGAAGUGCGAGGUGAUUGUGGAGGAGGGCGAAACCCGGUACAAGAUCACCGACAUCAUCGGCGCCACCGACGGUCUGGGCGUGGAGAACCUGAAGUACGCGGGCAUGAUCGCCGGCGAGAGCUCCCAGGCGUACAAUGAGAUUGUCACCAUCACCAUGGUCACCUGUCGGGCGAUUGGCAUUGGAAGCUACCUGGCCCGACUUUCGCAGCGCGUCAUUCAGAUUGAGAACUCGCAUAUCAUUCUGACGGGCGCGGGGGCGCUGAACAAGCUGCUUGGACGGGAGGUGUACACCUCGAAUAACCAGCUGGGUGGCAUUCAGAUCAUGUACGCCAACGGCGUCUCGCACACUACCGCCCAGGACGACCUGGAGGGCGUCAGUACGGUCCUUCGCUGGCUGUCCUACAUUCCCGCCCACCGCCUCUCGCCGCUGCCCAUCCUCGAGCCGCUCGAUCCGAUUGAGCGCGAGGUGGCCUUUACGCCGACGCCCAGCCCCUACGACCCGCGGUGGAUGCUGGCCGGUCGGGAGAAUGCGCAGGGCAUCUGGGAGGACGGCUUCUUUGACCGCGGCUCCUGGAAUGAGAUCAUGUCGGGGUGGGCGUUGACGGUGGUGGCCGGCAGGGCCCGUCUUGGUGGCAUCCCCGUCGGCGUCAUUGCCGUGGAGACGCGCGCCGUCGAGCUGAUCAUCCCCGCCGACCCGGCCAAUCUGGACAGCGAGACGAAGGUGGUCAGCCAGGCGGGUCAGGUGUGGUUCCCCGACUCGAGCUACAAGACCGCCCAGGCGAUUGAGGACUUUAACCGCGAGGACCUGCCGCUGAUUAUCUUCGCCAACUGGCGCGGCUUCAGCGGCGGCAUGAAGGACAUGUACGAUCAGGUGGUGAAGUUUGGCGCGUACAUUGUCGACGCGCUGCACGAGUACAACCAGCCCAUUAUCGUCUACCUGCCGCCCUUUGGGGAGUUGAGAGGCGGCGCCUGGGCCGUGUUGGACGCGACCAUUAACCCGAAGCACAUGGAGAUGUACGCCGACAAUGACUCGCGCGGCGGCGUCCUCGAGCCAGAGGGCACCGUUGAGAUUCGCUUCCGCUCCAAGGACCUCAUCAAGGCGAUGCACCGCUGUGAUGCAGAGUGCAAACGACUGCUCAAGGCCAUCAACGAGGUGACCUCCCACGACGAGAAGAAGCUGGUGGAGAAUGAACUCCGCGAGCGGGAGGCCAAUCUGAUGCCGAUGUACCACCAGGUGGCGCUCAGCUUUGCCGACCUGCACGACACGCCGACGCGCAUGUACGAGAAGGCCUGCAUCACCGAGGUGGUGCCCUGGCGCACCAGUCGCCAGUUCUUCUACUGGCUGCUGAAGCGACGCCUCUACGAGAACCGGGUCAAGAAUGAAAUUCAACGGGUGAUUCUCAACAAGAACGACGCAGAGGCCAGCUCGAUGAUUAGGCGGUGGUUUGUAGAGCACCACGGGCUGCAGAAUCAACACCUGUGGGAGUCCUCCAACAAGAUUGUCGCCGAGUGGCUGGAGACGCAGAUUGACGGCGCCACCGUGGGCACCGACUCCAGUCCGGUGCUGGACAACAUUCGGUGCAUCCAACGGGACGCACUGACGCGACAGAUUCAGAG